Messenger RNA from Lagopus leucura (white-tailed ptarmigan), 394 nucleotides. RefSeq names its product ribonucleoside-diphosphate reductase large subunit-like. Gene Ontology annotation, biological process: deoxyribonucleotide biosynthetic process. The transcript is spliced from 3 exons. Gene Ontology annotation, molecular function: ribonucleoside-diphosphate reductase activity, thioredoxin disulfide as acceptor; ATP binding. NCBI's taxonomy places the organism in Eukaryota, Metazoa, Chordata, Aves, Galliformes, Phasianidae. Gene Ontology annotation, cellular component: ribonucleoside-diphosphate reductase complex. The record is from RefSeq and is a predicted model, not a curated record. Bases 35 to 394 code for a protein of 119 amino acids.
CUGCAUUGUUUGCCUUUUCCAGGCCCAGAUCACCAUGAAGGUGAUCCAGGGGCUGUACAGCGGAGUCACGACCGUGGAGCUGGAUACCCUGGCUGCUGAGACAGCCGCAACCCUGACCACCAAGCACCCUGACUAUGCGAUAUUGGCAGCGAGGAUUGCAGUGUCCAACCUGCACAAAGAAACUAAGAAAGUGUUCAGUGAUGUGAUGGAUGAUCUCUACAACUACAUCAACCCUCACAAUGGGAAGCACUCGCCAAUGAUCUCCAAGGAAACACUCGACAUAGUUUUGGCCAACAAGGACCGCCUGAAUUCUGCAAUUAUCUAUGACAGAGACUUCUCCUACAACUAUUUUGGCUUUAAGGUAAGAGCACAUUACUCACUUUGCUCAAGAUAA